UGUACUUCAUUCCCUCCUAUAUAAACCCUACAUAUACCUCUUUGCUUGACUCACAAAGCAAUAUCUAAUUAGCUCUAAACCUCAUAAAGCAUAACACGCACAAAUGGGUUCUCAUCUCCAAUUAUCUUUCCUUGUGCUUGUUAUGGUCACUUUGGCAACAUUUAUGAUCCCUACCUUUGCUCAGCUCACUCCUAAUUAUUAUGACAAAGUUUGCCCUCAGGCGUUGCCAAUCAUAAAGUCAAUUGUUAAGCAGGCAAUUAUUCGUGAAAAACGCAUUGGAGCAUCCUUGCUGCGUUUGCAUUUUCAUGACUGCUUUGUUAAUGGCUGUGAUGGAUCAGUGCUGCUAGAUGACACACCUUCCUUCUUGGGGGAGAAGACUGCACUUCCAAAUCUUAAUUCAAUUAGAGGAUUUGAGGUGGUUGAUGAAAUCAAAGUAGCAGUUGACAAAGCUUGCAAUCGUCCUGUAGUAUCAUGUGCAGAUAUCUUAGCUGUUGCAGCUCGUGACUCUGUAGCUAUAUUGGGGGGUGCACAAUAUUGGUACCAAGUGUUACUAGGCAGAAGAGAUGCAAUAUAUGCAAGCAAGGAUGCGGCAAAUGCCAAUCUCCCUCCCCCAUUCUUCAACUUCCCACAGCUUCUUGCUAGUUUCCAAUCUCAUGGCCUUGACCUCAAGGAUCUAGUGGUCCUCUCUGGUGGCCACACAAUUGGACUAGCAAAGUGCAUUACCUUCAGGGACAGGAUCUUCAAUGAAACCCACAUAGACCCCAACUUCGCAGCCACUUUGCGCGAUUCAUGCCCUCGAAGAAGCGGUGAUGGAGACACUAACCUAACACCAUUGGAUGCCUCCUCUCCUUCACAAUUUGACAACACAUACUACAAGGCUUUGUUGCACAAAAAGGGUCUCCUCCAUUCUGAUCAAGAGCUAUUCAAGGGUGGUGAUGAUGGUGGUGAAAGUGAUAGAUUGGUGCAGCUAUACAGCUAUGACCCUUAUGCUUUUGCUAGAGAUUUUGGUGUCUCCAUGAUUAAGAUGGGUAACUUGAAGCCUCUUACUGGGUAUGAGGGAGAGAUCAGGUACAAUUGCAGAAAAGUCAACUACUAGCACUGCAUAUCAUAAGGAUUAUGAUUGAACAACUGUUUAAUAUAUAUAAAGUCAUGUGUCAAUUUGGCAAUUUUUAUAAUCUCUAUACAUUAUCUUAAAAUACUGUUUAUUGAUUGUGGCAAUAACACUCUCUGGUUCAACCCUACUCAAACAGGAUUGUCUCCGAUGAAUAAUAACGUGGUCUAAAUAAAAACAAAAUAAUGAACCGUGGAGUGUAAGAAGUCUGUAAACGCGAGAUGCGUUGCUAUUACUAUUAUUAUUUUCAUUUGUUUCGUUGUGAGACCAAUUGGCUCUUGCCUUGGAAGUCUUUAUAUCAAAAUGUAUAUGUAAUUCGGUUGUAAUCACAAUCAAAAAGUGUUAUUGGUUUA
Glycine soja is the source of this 1464-nucleotide messenger RNA. RefSeq names its product peroxidase P7-like. Bases 104 to 1096 code for a protein of 330 amino acids. NCBI's taxonomy places the organism in Eukaryota, Viridiplantae, Streptophyta, Magnoliopsida, Fabales, Fabaceae. Gene Ontology annotation, molecular function: peroxidase activity; heme binding. Gene Ontology annotation, biological process: hydrogen peroxide catabolic process; response to oxidative stress. The record is from RefSeq and is a predicted model, not a curated record. The transcript has 3 exons.